This is a messenger RNA of Cladocopium goreaui, 2775 nucleotides long. NCBI's taxonomy places the organism in Eukaryota, Dinophyceae, Suessiales, Symbiodiniaceae. The record is from the annotation of a GenBank genome assembly.
AUGCGCCGCUCACGUCGCUUCUGUGGCGUUUUGCUUCUGGCUCUCCUGGCCUUAGCACCCGCCUCGUUGGGCCCCAAGCGAGCCCUACAGCAGUUGGGGACAUGGACAAACCAGGCCGUCUCCGCCUUUGGCCGGACCGUGCUAAGAUCUGAAGACAUGGAUCUGGCCAAGAUCAGUGGGGUGGAGCCAGAUCGUCCCGGGGGGCUGUCCGCGCUGGCCGUGGGGGUCGUGGGGAACUCGCUGGCCGUGCUGCUGCUGGUCCGAUAUCUGGAGCGGCUGCGGCGCAGCAACCCCCUGCUGCACGAAGGGAAUCUGACCCGGCAGACCUCACCGCAGUGGGCAGUGCCUUGGGGAUCCAAAGAAAUGCUGCAGCAAAACUGGGGAUGGCUACGCGCAGCGAUGUCGGUGAACAUUGAUGAUGUGGAGGCAGCCGCUGGAUUAGAUGCCGCCAUGAUGGUGGAGUUCGCCGACCUAUCAAUGCAGAUUCUAGCUGUCAUAGGCCUGCCGUUGGUCUGCAUCCUUUGCCCUCUUCAUUUCUUCUGCGGUGGUAGCCUCGACAAAGAUGAUAUUCUGAGUUGGAUUGGCAUGGCCAAUGUAGAGCAGGGCAGUUGGCUGUGUUGGGUCCACAGUGGUAUCGUUUGGUUCGUGGUCAUCGUGGUCCAGCAUUCAGUGAAGAGCGCACAGGUCUCAUUUGUCUCCAGGCGAGUUCAGUGGCUCCGCCGCAUGCCCCCGCCACGAUCUACCACAGUGCUGGUGGAACAUAUCCCUCCAGAGCAUUGCUCGGACAGUGGUUUGGUGGCCUAUUUCAACUCCGUCUUCGGCCGGGACGUUGUUGAAUCAGCGCACGUCACCAGGAACACUCGCAUGUUGCGCUACCAUCUGGCCAUGAUCCGCAAGGCCCAGGACCAUGUGGACCAGGCGGUACGUAGUCUGGAGGCCUGUGGGGAGCGGCCCAAGGCCUUCUUCCCCCACAGCCCCAUGCACAAAGCCGUCACGGCGGAUCACAUCGUCCCGGAAAGCCCCGUGCUUGGGGAGAUGCGCGAUGUGAUUGAACGUUGGUCCGAGGUGCUGCAGACCGAGCGCUCCGCGCUCUGCGCGGAGCGCCGUCGCCUGGGCCUUUGCAACGCUGGGGAACCGGACUUCCACGAGGGCGGCUAUGCGACCAGCGGCUUCGUCACCUUCUACACGCGCCGCGACGCGGAGAUUGCGCUGCGCAUGCAGUACCGCGCGCAUGGCAUGCAGUUCAUUGUGUCAACACCUCCGAGUCCGGAAGACGUUCGGCAUUUGGAUCUGCAAAAGCGAGAGUGGGGCUUCGGCGACUUCCUUCUGGGCUAUUCUUGCAUUGUCUUCCUCUUCUGGGUCUUCGCACCUUUCAUCGUGGCAUUUUCCGCAGUGGCACGCUUGGAAAAUCUACAGACCAUCGUGCCCAGUCUCCACGUUGUGGUGAUGCUUUGGCCUGUCACUCGUACCAUAUGGGAUGGCCUCGCGAGUUCAUUGGCGCUGGGACUCUUUGUGGGCCUUCUGCCGAGUUGGCUGACAUUCAUUUGUGACUGGCUCUUCAUCAUGAAAUCUGGAAGGCAGUUGCAACUCCAGGUGCAGAAGUGGUACUUCUACUUCUUGGUAGUUUUUGUACUUAUGGUUACAGCCAUUGGAUCCUCACUCUUCUACACUCUGAAGAGUCUAGUGGAACGGCCUGGUGAGAUUUUUUCGCUCUUGGCGACCACGACCGUCUAUGCUGCGGAGGUUACACGCUACCAUGUGGCCGUGAAAUAUUUUGCUCUGAAAGCCUUGAGGGGGGCUGAAAGGGCCAUAGAGGCCUGCGAACCAGAGGAUCAGGCCCACUAUGGCAUCGGUGCGAGAUCUGCGCGGAUGUCGUUGCUUCUGGUCAUGGCAAUUCUGUUUUGCAGCUUGUCUCCUCUGAUCUGCGUUUUGGGUUUCAUUUGCUUCUUCAUCUGCCGUGUCGCCUACACCUACCUGCUGGUCUAUUCUGAGAUCCCCAAGCCUGAUACGGGCGGGGCGUUUUGGUGUGCCCAGCUGCAUCAUGUGCAACAAGGCCUCUUUAUCUACGUAUUGUUGAUGACUGGCGUUUUGCUCGACAAGGCAGAUUCCAUGGGGCCUCCCCUCAUCACCCUGGCCUGUGGUGUACAGCUACUUCAGCGCUACAUGCGCUAUCGACGCAGGUUCCAGUGGCAUGGGCUACCUUUCGAGGAUUUGAACCAUGAGCCCCUCGUGAAGGUGAAGUCCGCCCAAAUAGUCUUGAACUCCAGCAGUUUCUUGCAGAGACCCUCCCUGCAAAAGCUGCAAGUGCUGGCCAGCAGGCAAGCGGAUCGCUUGAGUGACCGCGCGGCCAAGCAGUUGGCAUCCUUUUUGCAGGAUCCUGGCGCAGGCUCUGUGAAAGGCGUCCUUGAUGGCCUUGAGAUUGAUUUCAACAGCAGCUUAAAGGAUUUGCACGACACCGAGAAGGAGAACAAGGGGGCCUAUGAGAAGCUGAUCAAAGCGAAACGUGAGGAGAUCGACUCUGCCAACGUUCAGAUUCAAACAAAGAAGGAGGAAAAGGCCAACGCAGAUGAGGAAUUGCUGCAGAAGAAGCAGGACGUCAAGGAUGCAAAGGGUUCAAAGGAUGAGGAUUUGGCCUUUGCCAAAGAGGUACAGGAGAAGUGCGCGGCCAAGGAAAAGGCGUGGGAGCAGCGACAGCAGACGCGUGCUGACGAGACGCAGGCAAUCGAGGUCCUGGACUCUGAUGCCUCCCACGAGUUGUUCGGUCCUCCCUGCUAA